GACACUUUAUUUGGAGUUUAUAUAUCUCUUCUUGUUCUCUUCUACUUUUGCUUCCUACCUAUUCAAUUCAACAUUUCCAUUUUUUUUCCUCCUUUUUCCUUCACUUUCUCAGUGAUUCUUCUUAGGGAUUGAUCCAUUUUGUUCAAUUCCCUAGGAAUGAAUUACCAUUGAUUGCCUUUCUUUUUGUGCUUUUUUUAUUUGUCUCUUUUGGAUUGUUGGAAAUACUUUUUUGGUGAUUUUUUAUGGUUGAUGAAAGGUUAAAAAAGAUUGUUCUCUAGUCUAGUGCAUAUACUAUUAUCUUGUGAAUUUUGUGCUUCAAAUUUUGAGGUAAUUUCUUUCAACAGAUCUACACUACACAUUGGAGGAGAUCAUUAAUCAAGGUUGAAUUUGAAUUAUAUAAAUAUGAACAAUUUCUCACACGUUCCUCCUGGAUUUCGUUUCCAUCCCACUGAUGAAGAACUUGUUGAUCACUAUCUUAGAAAAAAGAUAGCUUCCAAAAGAAUUGAUCUUGAUAUCAUUAAAGAUGUUGAUCUCUAUAAAAUUGAACCGUGGGAUCUACAAGAAUUAUGCAAAAUAGGAAGUGAUGAACAAACAGAAUGGUAUUUCUUCAGUCAUAAAGAUAAGAAAUAUCCAACUAGUAGCCGUACAAAUAGAGCUACAAAAGCAGGAUUCUGGAAAGCAACUGGAAGAGACAAAGCAAUUUACUCAAACCAUAUUUCUUUGAUUGGAAUGAGAAAGACUCUAGUUUUCUACAAAGGAAGAGCACCCAAUGGACAAAAAUCUGAUUGGAUCAUGCAUGAAUAUCGUUUAGAAACUAAUGAAAAUGGAACUACUCCUCAAGAAGAAGGAUGGGCUGUGUGUAAAGUGUUCAAGAAAAGAAUAGCUUCAACAAUGAUGAGGAGAAUGGAUGAUUCACCAUGUGGAUAUGAUGAUCAAGUAUCAUUCAUGCAAUCAGAGCUUGAAUCCUCUCCAAACAGAAUUUCUCAUGCAUCAUACCAACAACAUUACCCUUGCAAACAAGAAUACUAUGAUAGAUUUCAAUACAAUAUAGCCAUUAAUAAUGAUGCUAAUAAUUUCCUCCAACUUCCACAACUAGAAAGCCCUAAAAUUCCUAAUAAUUUUCAGUGUUCAUCAUCAUCAACAUCACAUUCACUCACUACUCAUCAAGAACAACAAUAUUAUAGCCAUCAACAAAAUAUGCAAAUGCUUUAUGGUGGUAGCAAUAAUGAUAAUCAAGCUGCAGGAUUAGUGGAGCAAUCAAGGGAUUGGAGAGUACUUGAUAAAUUUGUUGCUUCUCAGCUAAGUCAUGAUCAAGAUGCUUCUAAGGAAAGUACUAGUUAUUGCAAUGUGGAUGAACAAAUUGCUUUGCUAGCAAGUGAUGAGUCAAAAAAAUCUGAAACUAGUCAGAUUGAUCACAUGUGGAAGUGAAGAUCUAUAUAUAUGAAGAUGCUUAUUAUAUAUUAUAGGGAAGUAUAGUACAAUUUAACUCUAUAUAUAUCAGUCCAAGUUUAAUUGUGUAAAUAUGAAACCCUAUAGUUGAAUAUUUCUUAUGAUUACUAUGAGAUGAACAUAUGGUGCAAUACUGCCACAGUAUAUUAUGAGUGGUGUAUUAAUCCUUUAAAUUGUAUUCAGAGGUUAGAAUGUGAUUAGGGCAUGUUGGCAUAUAAGUGUCCUAACAAUUUUAUCCCAUUUAUAAUUAUUUCAUUUUGUAUUUGAAUUGAAGUAUCUCUGUACUUCUCUUAUCAUCGAUCUUUCUAUCUAAAUAUUAUCAUUCUUUUGGUGGAA
Molecule: messenger RNA, 1785 nt
Organism: Trifolium pratense (red clover)
Lineage: Eukaryota; Viridiplantae; Streptophyta; Magnoliopsida; Fabales; Fabaceae
Product: NAC domain-containing protein 7-like
Exons: 4
Coding region: 403-1428 (341 amino acids)
Biological process (GO): regulation of DNA-templated transcription
Molecular function (GO): DNA binding
Source: RefSeq, a predicted model, not a curated record